Messenger RNA from Anthostomella pinea, 867 nucleotides. The record is from the annotation of a GenBank genome assembly. Lineage: Eukaryota; Fungi; Ascomycota; Sordariomycetes; Xylariales; Xylariaceae.
AUGUCCCGACCAGCCCUCUCCGAGAACCGCUCCAUGGCGAUCCUCAACGCGGCGCGCGACGGCGGCUACGCAGUCCCCGGCAUGUGCUGCUACAAUAUCGAGUCCAUCAUCGCGACGGUGCGCGCCGCCGAGGCCGCACGCUCGCCCGCCAUGGUGCUGCUCUUCCCGUGGGCCAUCGAGUACGCGGGCGCAUCGCUCGUGCGCGCCGCCGCCGACGCCGCCCACAGCGCCAAGGUGCCCAUCAGCCUGCACCUGGACCACGCGCAGAAGCCGGAUCUCGUGCGGCGCGCCGCCGACAUCGAGGGUGGCUUCGACAGCAUCAUGUGCGACAUGAGCCACUACGAGAAGGAAGAGAACCUGACGCUGACGAAGGAGCUGGUGGCGUACUGCCACGAGCGCGGCAUCGCGGCCGAGGCGGAGCCGGGCCGCAUUGAGGGCGGCGAGGACGGCGUCGCCGAGACGGUCGACCUCGAGGCGGUUCUGACGACGCCCGAGCAGGCCGAGGAGUUCGUGGCGACGGGCAUCGAGAUGCUGGCCCCGGCGUUCGGCAACGUGCACGGCGAGUACGGGCCGCGCGGCAUCCAGCUCGAGUACGACAGGCUGGAGUCGAUCAACAAGGCCGUCGGCGACCGGGUGAGGCUGGUGCUGCACGGGGCGGACCCGUUCACCGAGGAGAUCUUCGCGCGGUGCAUCAAGGCCGGCGUGUCCAAGGUGAACAUCAACAAGGGCAUGAAUAACCAUUAUGCGGCUGUGCAGAAGGAGAUGCAGGGCAAGCCGCUGACGAGCGUCAUCGAGGCCGGCACCGAAGCCAUGCAGAAGGCUAUCGAGCAGUAUAUGCAUCAGCUUGGGAGCGCUGGCAAGGCUUAG